Messenger RNA from Cylas formicarius (sweet potato weevil), 985 nucleotides. RefSeq names its product myb-like protein B. The coding region runs from base 63 to 611 and encodes 182 amino acids. NCBI's taxonomy places the organism in Eukaryota, Metazoa, Arthropoda, Insecta, Coleoptera, Brentidae. The transcript has 4 exons. The record is from RefSeq and is a predicted model, not a curated record.
UGGUAGCGUCGCGGCGCACUCAUUCGGCAGUGCGUCUGCCGGCGUCGCGAGACGAACACGUCAUGCUUUGGAUCCUUCGGAGGACGCGAGUCGGUCUGACGUCCGCUGCUUCUAUCUUGAACAACAUCAACAACAACGAAAAUCGGCCAGGGCGCAAGGGGUACGACAAGCUGUCCGCCCACGACGACGUCACUAAGAACUCGUCGAAGACUAACGAGAAUGAGGACAACAACAACGGAGCGUGCAAAGACAACUGCAAGGCGACCAAUGGCAACACGUCCGCUGCCUUGACGGACUCGGAUAACGAAUCCACGUUCACCGAUGUAGAGUACGACGAUAACGAUGGGUUUUCAGACGAUUCAGAUUACGAGGAGGCACUAACAUGUAACGUCUGCGACAGAACAUUUUCAUGCCCCAAGCAACUGUCUGCGCACAAGCAAAAGAAGAGGCAUUUCGGGUGUUCGGCUUGUGACAGUCUAUUCCCGUCACUGAUGGCGCUGGAACAUCACAAAGAGGAGUUCGAACACUGGUCAGAAGAAGACGACAUCUGCACAGAUUCCGAUGAAGACGACGACACUGUCAUCAGUGAGGAAUGCGAGCGCCUCCUCUAAUUCCAUGCAGAGAAUUGCCCCACGCAUAAUCGCAAAUGUGACAUUCCAUUAGAAGAAUUUGCUAUAUAUUUUUAGACCUCCAACCAAGUUAUAGACGCUACGUUUGAUAUGCCGACAUAUCACGAGCACAACUAAGGAUCCCUAUUCGAGUCUGUGCAUUAUUUUGUUUAUAAUCUACAACCAUGUAAAUAUAAAUAAAUAAUGUUAUAUCGGCUUAUUUAUUGUGACCUAAUGCGUAAGGAACUAGCGUUAAACAAGUAUAGGUUGUAACCCCACAGACAUAGCAUUAAAAUAUAUUUUUUAUUACCUCUUAUUAAUGAGAUUACGAUUACCUAAUAUACGGAAUAUUUUAUGUUGUUUUCUGAAUAUACAUA